UAGACGGCACUGACUGGCAUCACUGCUGGGCAAUGACUGGCGGCACUGACUGGCACAACCGCUGGGCACUGACUGGUGGCACUGACUGGCAGCACUGCUGGGCUGCACUGGUGGGUGGCACUGGUGGGCAGCACUGGUGGGUGGGCACAGGUGGGUGGCACUGGUGGGCACAGGUGGGUGGCACUGCUGGGCACAGGUGGGUGGGCACAGGUGGGUGGCACUGCUGGGCACAGGUAGGUGGCACUUCUGGGCACAGGUGUGUGACACUGCAGAGUGGCACAGGUGGGUGCACUGCUGGGCACAGGUGGGCGGAACUUGUGGGUGGCACUGCUGGG
Messenger RNA from Staurois parvus, 335 nucleotides. Lineage: Eukaryota; Metazoa; Chordata; Amphibia; Anura; Ranidae. The record is from the annotation of a GenBank genome assembly.